GGAGGAAAUAGCCUAACUGGCCGCUUUGUUUAGAUGAACACCUCGAAGUAAAUUACCUCGCUCCUAUAGGCAGGCAGUAGUAAAGAAAGAAAUACUCCGUAAAGAGUCGUAGCAUGGUCAAGUUUGUAUACUCCGUAGUCAAUGAAAGCAGUCAGGAUCGGCAUCAGGGCAAGGCAAGGCACGUGGAGCAAAUCCGAUUUGGCCGAGCGCCCGACUUGCGCUCAUCCAGUUUCUAAUUUCUCUUUCACGAACAACCAAGAAUUUGGCUUCGCUGCUCAAAUUUCCGAGUGAUUAAUUGUUACUGGGACCUAUCGUCAUCCAGGCGCGAAUGAAAGGGUAAUUGCUCCGAACCACGAGGAAGAAGUUUUCAUGUUGACCCUUGGCAGGCUGGAGAAUAGCUCACAUGUUGAAACCUAGACUGUCGCAGGCAAGCGCCAGGAACGGGGCUCCACCCCUGACUCGCUAUGGUCACAAAGAAACCCUGCUUUAGUGAGCCUUCCGUCUUAGGGCCAUGGAUGCGGUCUUCGUUCUGGACAGCGCUAGCUCCCAAAUAGUCCCCCGUUCCUGGUGGAGUGGACUCGUUCUUCAACGCUGGAACUUACCGGCGCGUCCUUGGACAAGGCCCCGGUGCUUGUCUUUCAUCAAUCUCAGACUCCGUGGCCUUCACUCGACCAAUCUCCACCUAUCAGAGGGGCUCCGAACCAGUCAGAUCGGAGAAGAGCUGUCAGACAAUCUAUCAAAGUGCCGCAUUAACGCCUGCGACGAACCUUUCAUUAAUCGUUCGAAGCACACCGUCUUGGUCUGAGCGCCGGCGGGGGGAGUUUAGACGGACAGAUGGGCAACAGCCAUAAUCAUAUAAAAAGCUGGUCCUUCACGAUGCUGAAUCGUCUUCUCUUUCUUCUUUCUCAUCACCACCGCAUUCAUUUCUUUCCAGGGUCUCAGAACCUUCCGUUCUCUCAUUUUUUCUCUUUUCGGCUUCAUUGAUUGAAGACCAUUCUUUUCGUCAUUCUUUAUUAUCCCACCCAUUCGGUCUCUUAACUCGAUUACGCUGUGCGUUAAUCACUUUCACAUACAACAUGUCUAUCGCUAAGAUCGCUGGUGUUGUUCUCGGAUCGGCCGCUCUGGUCGCCGGUCACGGUUACGUCUCGGGUGCCGUUGUCGACGGCAAGUACUACGGAGGAUACAUCGUUACCUCCUACGCCUACACCGACAGCCCCCCCGACACCAUCGGAUGGUCCACCGAGGCCACCGACCUGGGCUUCGUUGACGGCAGCGACUACUCCAACGCCGACAUCAUCUGCCACAAGAGCGCUAAACCCGGUGCCAUCUCCGCUGAGAUCGCUGCCGGUGGCAAGGUCGAGCUGCAGUGGACCGAGUGGCCCGAGUCUCACCACGGCCCCGUCAUCACCUACCUGGCCAACUGCAACGGUGACUGCUCUAAGGUCGACAAGACCUCCCUCGAGUUCUUCAAGAUCGACGAGAAGGGUCUGGUUGACGGCAGCGAGGCCCCCGGAACCUGGGCCUCCGACGAGCUGAUCAGCAACAACAACAGCUGGACCGUCACCGUCCCCGACAGCAUUGCUGCCGGCAACUACGUUCUCCGUCACGAAAUCAUCGGUCUCCACUCCGCCGGCAACAAGGAUGGCGCCCAGAACUACCCCCAGUGCUUCAACCUGAAGGUCACCGGUGGUGGCAGCGACAAGCCCGAGGGCACCCUUGGUACCAAGCUCUACACCGACUCCGACCCCGGCAUCCUCGUCAGCAUCUACUCCAGCCUUGACUCCUACGAGAUCCCCGGUCCCGCUCUGUACUCUGGCGCCUCUUCCGGCUCCGGCUCCGGCUCCAGCGGCUCUGCCAGCUCCAGCGCUGCUCCCUCUGCCACUGCCGCUCCCUCUACCACCAAGGCUGCCGCCGGUGGUGCCCAGACCAGCACUGCUACUGCUUACCAGACCUCGACCGCUGUCGCCAGCGUGACCGUCACCGGCACCCCUGCCCAGCAGACCAAGGUCCAGGAAGCCGCUACCACCGCCGCCGCUGCCACCUCCACCGGCAGCUCUGACUCCACCGCCCCUGCUCCCUCCGGCACCAGCAGCGGCAGCCUGACCGAGUACUUCAACUCGCUCUCUGCCGACCAGUUCCUCAGCCUCCUCAGCGAGACCUUCUCGUGGCUGGUCACCGACAAGAAGCACGCUCGUGACACUUCUGCUUAAAUCAAUCGAUAGGUCACAGGAAACCGGGUUUUGAACCGAAUCGACGUUCUUUUCCUACAAUCUUCAACCUGAAGGGUUGGACCUACUUUCUACCUUUUAAAUAAUGGAUCCGAGAUCAUUACGUGUGUAACUAGAAAAAUUCAUUUUUGGAACUUCAAGC
Messenger RNA from Aspergillus melleus, 2370 nucleotides. RefSeq names its product lytic polysaccharide monooxygenase auxiliary activity family 9 protein. The transcript has a single exon. The coding region runs from base 1077 to 2210 and encodes 377 amino acids. NCBI's taxonomy places the organism in Eukaryota, Fungi, Ascomycota, Eurotiomycetes, Eurotiales, Aspergillaceae. The record is from RefSeq and is a predicted model, not a curated record.